Messenger RNA from Angiostrongylus costaricensis, 2775 nucleotides. NCBI's taxonomy places the organism in Eukaryota, Metazoa, Nematoda, Chromadorea, Rhabditida, Metastrongylidae. The record is from the annotation of a GenBank genome assembly.
CUGGCACCAAUUUGCCGACCUUGGAGGCAUGGAAGACUCGCAGGGCGCUUCCGACCACUGCGCCACACGCUCUCCUUUUCGUUUUUUCUUCUUGAUGUUCUUUGUCUUAUUUUCUUUUUUUCAGUAGUUUCCUUGAAUAAUUUCGUUGAUAACUAUGAGACACUAAACUAUCAUGUUGUGAAUACUGCUAGGAGAAAACGUUCCUCAGGCUAUGGAGAGCCGAUAAAUUUAAAAUUCCAUGCUUAUAAUAGAUCUUUUCAUCUUAGUCUGCUACCAUUAGAAGAGCUGGGUGAUCAGUUGUUUCAUCCGGACCAUAUCUUAGAUGAAGAUGGCCAGUAUGAGGAAAUACGGCCUCAGAGUUUUCUCUAUGAAGGUUUUGUCAAAGACGAACCAGGUUCAGUGGUUUAUGGCUCCAUUCUUGGCGGUGUAUUUGAAGGCCACAUCAGAUCAAGUGAUGGUCAUUCAUAUAGUGUAGACAGAGCAUCGAAGUACUUCGAUUAUAACAGUCGUCCAUCACAAUAUCACUCAAUUGUAUAUCGAGAUGAAGAGAUUAACCACAACAAGAUGCGAUUUAAAAGAUCACCUGGAAAUGACAAUAACUUGUACGGUUGUGGGCUUAGUGAUGGAAUUAAACAUGAAAUGGAGCGCAUACAGCGAUCAGCCGAAAUCCCAAUGGAAGUUUACACGAACUACAUGACUAUGCAAGGACGUUCAAAACGAGCAACACGAGACGAUAAAGGUAUAUACAGUGUAAGGACAUGCUCCCUGUACUUACAGGCCGAUCAUAAGUUGUAUGCACAUAUUAAGCGGAAGGAGGGAAACAAUGACCCCAUUAGAACCCGAGAAGAAAUUGUCAGUUUAUUCUAUAAUCACAUAAAAGCUGUUAAUGAAAUAUACGAAGGAACCAAUUUCAAUGGUAUUAAAGGACUACAUUUUGUGAUACAAAGAACAUCGAUCUAUACACCGGAAACCUGCGAUCGCGGACGUCCAGUUAAGGGUAGUGACAAUCCUUUUUGCGAAGAAAAUGUUGAUGUAUCUAAUUUCUUGAACCUUAACUCUCAACGUAAUCACUCGGCGUUUUGUCUUGCAUACGCACUUACCUUUCGCGACUUCGUUGGUGGGACUCUUGGAUUAGCGUGGGUGGCUAGUCCUCAGUAUAACACAGCAGGCGGUAUUUGUCAGGUAUAUCAACGAUACAACGAGGGAUCUAGAGGCUGGGUAUUCCGCUCUUUGAAUACAGGAAUCGUUACUCUUGUUAACUAUGGAAAUCGCGUACCUACACGAGUGUCGCAACUUACUCUUGCUCAUGAAAUAGGCCACAAUUUUGGUUCACCUCACGAUUUUCCUCUUGAGUGUCAACCUGGUCUACCGGAUGGAAAUUUUAUAAUGUUUGCAUCAGCUACAUCUGGAGACAAGGUGAACAACGCCAAAUUUUCUCCUUGUUCAGUGGCAAAUAUCUCUAGUGUUCUACAUGUUGUUCUCCAAUCUGUGCCUAUUGAUCCCACACGUCAUGCAGGGCCUGUCGGUGCACUGAUGAAACGGAAUUGUUUCCAAGAGCGAACAUCUGCUUUCUGCGGGAAUCAGAUUCAUGAACCUGGAGAGGAGUGUGAUUGCGGGUUCUCGCAGGCCGACUGUGACCAGAUGGGUGAUAGAUGUUGUGUGCCGCAUGAACCUACGCGGACUGGUUUCAGCGCGAGUGCGGGCCCUUGUAAACGGAAGAGCGGUGCAAGAUGUUCUCCUUCUGAAGGAUACUGUUGCAAUCCUGAAACGUGUUCACUUCAUGAGGCAACGGAUUACAAGGUGUGCCGACAGGAAUCCGAAUGCAGUGAGACGCAAACGUGUGAUGGUCGUACUGCACAGUGUCCCGCAUCUCCGCCCAAAAAAGACGGCUUACCUUGUCAAGAUAGUACAAAGGUAUGUUCUGGUGGCAACUGUAAUGGUUCAGUAUGCGAACUAGUCGGUCUGAGAGAUUGUUUUCUAACUGAAGGGAAGCCAGAGGAGUUAUGCUACCUUGCUUGUAUCAAGAAUGGAAAGUGCACUUCAAGCGUCAAUCUUUCGGAGUUUGCAGCCAAUAGGACAGAGUUUACUGAGUUUACUCAAAAUGGAAGAAAAGGCGAAAGUGGUCUAGUAUUGCAUCCUGGAUCCCCUUGCAAUAACUACAAAGGAUACUGUGAUAUUUUCCGGAAAUGUCGCAGCGUCGAUGCGAAUGGUCCUCUUGCUCGUCUAAAAAAUCUUCUAUUCAAUAGAAAGACUAUUGAGACCGUAACACAAUGGAUACAAGAAAAGUGGUGGGUUGUUGUUUGUGGAGCGUUGGUCGUUCUGGUCUUCAUGGCUCUUUUCAUAAAAUGUUGUGCUGUCCACACUCCUAGUACGAAUCCAAACAAACCGCCCGCUCUGAAUCUAUACCAAACUCUCACGCGACCUUCUACGCUAAUUUAUCGCUGGUAUAGGCCGGUUCGUUACUUUACCAUAAUUGUGGUAGAAAUUGCAACGAGACCUUCUCGGUCAAGUGCAGCAUCAGCAGCGAUGUCUUCGCGUGCCACGCCUCGUCCGUCUGCUCCUCCUCUCACACCUGCACCGACAAUACCUGUACCCCUGAUUCCAUCUGCAUCGGUCCCGCCACCUGCUACAGUGUUGGUCGUUGAACCUCCACCUCCAUAUACAGCCGCUGCCGACCCUGGUAGUGCGCUCGGAGGUCCUAGAAGAGGUCAUCGGAGAAAUAAGCGACAAACGAGUGCAGAUACGGCGCCAAAGUUGCGGGGAAAAGGCAAAUGA